Messenger RNA from Pimephales promelas (fathead minnow), 1640 nucleotides. RefSeq lists its product as uncharacterized. The record is from RefSeq and is a predicted model, not a curated record. Gene Ontology annotation, biological process: meiotic spindle midzone assembly; mitotic cytokinesis; metaphase chromosome alignment. Gene Ontology annotation, cellular component: meiotic spindle midzone; chromosome passenger complex; kinetochore. Lineage: Eukaryota; Metazoa; Chordata; Actinopteri; Cypriniformes; Leuciscidae.
CCCAUUCCCAGUUGAUUUGUUCCACCUGGUACUAACCACACGUUCUUAUUUAAACUUUUUGAGUGAAUGUGUGAGAAACAGGAGUGCAAUAACGUCGAAAGAGAGCUCUGCAAGUUAUUAUACAUAUCUUUAAUUCAUUAUGGAGGGACCUGCACGCCGCACACGUAGCAAGAAAACCCCCGCUCCGGGUGAAACCACAAUCCUCAGGCGUAGCACCCGUAACAAAGGUGGCGCCGUAACUAAAGAGGUGAAAGUAGUGGCAGAGAACGUUCCAGAACCCGUGCAGGAUCAGAUCCAGGUGUCUGAAGCCGUGGUGGUGAUUCCCUCCUCGGAGUGUGUGAACGCUGGUUUGUCUCCAGACCGAUCCGCCGACAAAAUCCCCAGCGCUGCAUCCGGGUCGCAGACGACACCUCCGGGCUCGUCUCGGACGUCUGUUCGCCGCUCGCAGGUUGUGCAGCGCCGGCGCUCUCUGGUGGGACUCAGGCAUAGCAUGACCCAGAAAGCUGUUCGCAGGGCGUCCCGGCGCUCUUUCCUGAAGAAGAAAGCCAGACUGGGCAACUUGACCUGCAGCAGCUCCGACAGCGAGGACAUUAGUAUGAACAUUGAACUUGAGGACCAAGAGGAACAGGUUGAUGCACCGCAAAAGAUGGCCGAACCACCCACUGAAACCAACCCUGAACCUGAAAUCGUCCAAAUUGAGACUGAAGAAAAGGAAACUGAGAUAAAAGACGAUAAACUACCAGAAGAGAUUUCUCAAUCUCCAAGCAGCGUCACACAAUCCAUGACUCAUACUUCAGACACAGAUGACAGUAGCAGGCCCAGAGGAGACGUCCAGCGUAGGCUUUCAGGCUCCAAGCGUCAGGCAGUUGAGUCAAUUCAGGAAUUCAACACACCCAUGAAGAAGCGAUCUCCUCCAAAGAAAUGCCUCGCGAGGACUGCUCCACACACGCGCUUGUUUGUUCACACAGUGCAGAAGAACCGGAUGCUGAUGAAGAUGCCUGGAUCUCUGGACCGCAACAACAUGAAUUCCAUCGAACGAUCUGCCACCAAAACCGUUAUCAAGAAGCUAGAACGACAGAAGUGGGACGCCUUGAACAAGAAGAUGCAACAAGAGUAUGAACGAAAGCUGAAGAUUGAGGAGGAGAGACAAAAGAAACGGGAAGAAAUGAAAAGAAAGCGGGAUGAGCGUUUGAAACGGGUUGUUGAGGCUCGAGUGAAAGGUCAAAUGGAGAAGGAGCAGGAAAUUAAAAAUAAAUUUGAAGAAAAGAUGGCACGGCUGGAGGAGAGAAAUGAUAUGAUGCGAGUUGAGCGAAUGGCAGAGGAGGAAGCCAAGAGGAAGGUGGCCGCUGAACGACAGGAAGAACUGCAGCUGCGCAAGGACCAGGAAGAGAUAGCCAGACUAUUGAAAGUUCAGCAAGCUGUAUUGCGUAGCAGCCAUCUUUAAUGAAGCACUAUUACAACCCACUGGAUCUCCAUUCAUAUUUUGGAAAGCCCGAUCCACCUAAGCUGGAGGAGAUAUUCAGGCGGACCAAACCUCACUUCUUCAAACGCACUAGCUCAGCUGUCUGGCAUACUUUUUUACUAUUCUGAUUUCUGAAAAUAAAUAAUUAAAUAAAUAAAAUGUAUAAUUUGUAAAUGUU